AUGUGUGUGAUAACCAAGAUUGUUAUCUCCAUUUCGUCAAUGAUGACUCUUCUGGGAGAUCAAUUGAAGAUUGUGGAAUACAUUUGGGGUAAAAUAGAUGUCUCAAGGUCAGGGAGAAUUCCAUGUGAGGAUCUUCUUGUUGCUAUAGACUUGUUUGAGGAGGUCCUACAGAUUCCCAAAUUUUCACUUCUAGAUCAAAGUUCAAGAGAAGUGGCCCUACUAUUCAUUGAGGACACUAAACUGUUGGAAAUCAAUCAAGACGAUCUUCUUAUGUUGUUAGAUGAUAUUGGGAAUACAAAAGUUUUACAAGAUGCUUGUGAAUCAUUUCUUAAAUCGCAUCCACAGAAGGAAACUCAUUACUUCAAAGACUUUGAUUAUUCUCAUGAGUAUGAGGACACUUCUUUUAUGGGAGAGCCUGAAAGGAACGACAUAUUUUUUCAAAAAGACCCUUCAUCUUUGGAAAUACUUUCAAAACGGCAAGAUUCAGGAUAUAUCAGUGACGCCAGAAGUUUGGAAAGUGAACUAAAGUACAGGGAUCAAGUCAUUGAAAGUUUGGAGUCUGAGCACAAGCAAUUGUUGAACACGAUUAACGAACAAAACUUGAAAUUAAAAGAAAUCGCUAAAGAAAGCACAGCGGCUCAAAAUCAUGCUGAAUAUGUGGAAAAACAGCUUGAGCAGACAUUGUCGGUCAAGAAUUCAGUGUCAAGUCUUAAAAAGAUGUACGAAGAAACACUAGAAUCCAAAAGAAUAGCAAAAAAUCUUCAUGCCAAAAGGUUAGAUGAUGAUAGGAUAAUUGAUGACAGUAAACUAUAUGAUUUCAUCAAUAACAUAGAAUCAGGAUUCAGUGAAUUGGAUGACAACCUUGAGGCCUUGAAAGCCCAAUCGGCACUUGAAUUAUCUCACAUUCACCGCUUAGAUUCUUCAAAUGAUAAUCAUGGUAAAAAGCUCAGAAUAUUGAAUAACCAAUUGAACUAUCUAAUUGAAGAAUUCAACAAUGUUAGGGAAAGAAUAGGGUCUAUGGAUGACUCUAUGAUCAUUGAAGAUGCCGGCGCUUCAGAAAUCUAUGCUUCAGAUAACAUUAUGACAGAUAUACAGUACAAAGAGAUCUCUGUUCAAUUACAAAAAAUACGAGAUGACACUAAUUUCCUUAAUGGUUCCGUGAAACAAAGUUUAUCAACCAAAAAUAUUGCUAGCUUACAAGACAUUGCUAUAUUGCAAGAUUCUAAGUAUUAUGAUUCAUCCUUGUCUAUUUCUUCCUCUUCAAGUUUAUCGCCUCCAUUAAAGUCAAACGCCUCCUAUAGAAAGAGGCCACGAAAAAUUAGAAAAACUCCCCUGAUCAAUCCUCCUGAAAAAUCAGUUAAAAAUUCUAGAUCAUCAACUCACUUGCUAAAAAAGCCAAAGUCUCAAAUAUUGCUUAGGAAAAAAUCGUCACAUCUAAGCACUCUGUUGAACAAGAAUUGUGAAAGUCUAAGCUUCAAAGAUGCUAAAUUUGAUUUUCUAGCUAAGGAAAAAGAUAAUAGCUUCACUGAAGAAGAUGCCAAUAAUGAUCUUUCUAUCAAUUCAUCAACCACGGGAAGCAAAUCGGCUUCGGAUUAUGAAAAUGAAACUUGCUUUUCGAUUGGUAACUCUCAUGUGGAUGUGCUUUAUAGCAAUGAGGGGCCUUCUGGUGAUGAAAUUUUUCUACACAGAGAUUCAUACGACGCUGAUUUUGAUAGUGAAGACGAGCUUAGCAGCAUGAAUUAUGAUGAGUCUUUAAAUAAUAUUUUUGGUCAUCACAAAGAUUUCUUGAAGCCGCUUAGAAAAAAGGCUUCUUUGCAUGAUGAACUAAUCAACUGUUCUGAUAUCGUUUUGAACAAUAAUGACUUAAUUGGCUUGUCAACCCCAAAAGCUAAUUUCCUCAACUCCAAUUCAAAUGAAGAUAUGGCCAAGACCAUCACCCAGUCAUCCAUAGCAAAGAAUGAGCCCCCAAGUAACAAUUUUGAUUUGGUUCCCAUUGAUCUCAAUGACGAAGCAUCCCUUUCAUUUAAUGAUGUUGGAUUUGAAGAGCUUCUUACUGUUAUCGAAAGCUUUGAACCUGAUAAGCCAGGCACAUGUGAACGGAUUGAUUUUGAGAAGAAAUAUAUUUCUGAGCUUCGUGUUUCCGACAAUGAUCAAAAGUCAUCAUUCUCUUCAACUACAGAAAUCUCGUCUGAAAUUGAAGGCUUUCAAUCACAAGCUAUUCUAAAGGAAAAAUCAUUCAUUUUGCUUAUUUGGGAAAAUAUUAUUUUAUUUAUUGCUUUGAUAUUGCAUAACAUUUCCAAUUUUUCGAGAAAUGUUGUCAACGGUACAAUUUUCCAAGGAAAAGCUAAAGUUGAUUGA
Molecule: messenger RNA, 2358 nt
Organism: Saccharomycopsis crataegensis
Lineage: Eukaryota; Fungi; Ascomycota; Saccharomycetes; Ascoideales; Saccharomycopsidaceae
Exons: 1
Coding region: 1-2358 (785 amino acids)
Source: RefSeq, a predicted model, not a curated record